Brassica rapa (field mustard) is the source of this 2097-nucleotide messenger RNA. Its product is annotated as dynein light chain 1, cytoplasmic. The record is from RefSeq and is a predicted model, not a curated record. Gene Ontology annotation, cellular component: cytoplasmic dynein complex. Gene Ontology annotation, molecular function: dynein intermediate chain binding. NCBI's taxonomy places the organism in Eukaryota, Viridiplantae, Streptophyta, Magnoliopsida, Brassicales, Brassicaceae. Gene Ontology annotation, biological process: microtubule-based process.
UUGUGGAAAAUGAGUUAUAAUGUUGAUGCAUUCAGUGAGGAAUGAGGAUGCAUUGAUGGUGCUCAUCUCCACUUCUCUAUGAUGACAUUCACUAUCACUAGGCUGAAAGCAAAAACACAAUCGCUUUAAAGUCAUGAUGAUUGGAUAAGUUUGGUGAUUGGCGGAUGACAAGUGUUUUCAGAAUAUGUAAUGUGUUUUUCUAACCUUUUUUUUGGUAAAAAAUGUUUUUCUAACCUUUUUUUUUUGGUAAAAAACGUUUUUCUAACUUUGUUAUUGGCAAAAACAAAAACAAAAAAUGUAUAUGGUAUUUAGAUUAGGGGUUAUUGGUUGUUGUAUUUUUAUGGAUUUGAAAAUCCGAAUUAAAUCUAGUGUUAUUGGUUCUAUGAUUUUCAAAUCUGUAUUAAAAUCAUGUGUUAUUGGUUUAAUGAUUCACAAAUUCUAUAUCAAAUCAAAUGUUAUUCAAUCGUACGGAUUUACUAAUAUAUUUGAUUUUAUAAUGGAUUUGAAUGGAUUUGCUUGGAUUUUUCUGUUAAAAAUACAAAAACUCAAAUCUGGAGAUCCGAGGGAAAAUCUCUGAAUUUGUAUAUUUUACUUGGAUUUAUAAAUACUAUAUGGAUUUCUAAAUCAAUCAAAAUAUAUAAACCAAUAACACCUUAUUAUAUAUUUGCUGACAAGGGAGACAAAACCUAAUUUUUCGACCAACCAUCAUGUUACGUAUUAGUUUUACCUUUACACUUGAAGUUCUAAAGAUUCUUUUAAUAAAAGUUCUGAUGAUUUUAUAUUAUUGAAUUUUUUGUAAGAAGAUUUGAUAUUUAUGCAUAUACAAGCGACACAUUCUUUAUAUGAAAUAAAAAAACAAGCGACGCAUUCAUUGUAUUCCGAACUUACUACGGUCAACGUGCAGAAAUAGUCAAAUUCUAUACAAAUACUUCGUACCAUUUUUUUUUGAAUAAACUAUGGAAAUUUGAUUUCUUGUAACAUUUAAAAACUUGAAAUAACUUUUGAGAAAUAAAUUUGAUGGUACUUGACUACUUUUUUUCUGCUCAAAUAAAAUUGAUGGUACUUGACUACUUUUUUUUGGUCACAUAAAAUUGAUGGUAUUUGACUACUUGAUUAAAUACUAACCUUUCCUCCAAAAUGAUUUUUUUGAGCCGAUACCAUGAGCCCUAAAAUCUAAGUUUCUUUUUCUCUCGGCCCAUUUAGCUGCAAACCGAAAAUGAGAGAGAUCAUUCUGAAGCUAAAGGUCACAGCUUCAACAACAUUCCAGAUGGGAAUAAAUUGAGAUAUGAGCCUAUCCAUCUCCCAUCAAUAGAGGUCUGAAAACGACGUGGACACACGUCAGAGAAAUCUCUACUACAACUCUGAUGACUCAUCAAAUCCUAUUUUUCUUACUGCAAGCUCUUUGUAUUUUCUUUUUAUUCUUAUCAGAACCGGUCCAUUUAUGAUUCUCACGAUUACUAUUAUCUCUUAACAAAAAGAUUGUCACAAAAGAUAUGUUGAAGAUAAGAGAGGGAAAAAGAAAAGACAAAAGAUUACGUAAGCAGUAAGGUACUUAGGUAAGACAGUUACUUAAACACAGGAAGAUAAAACGACAGAACAUGUGAAGAUUCUUUAAAAGUUAAAACCUGUCGGAAAAGCUAAAGAUGCUGGAAGGGAAAGCAAAGGUGGAAGACACAGAUAUGCCAGUGAAGAUGCAAAUGAAAGCAUUGAACAUUGCUUCUCAAUCUCUCGAUCUUUUUGAUGUAUCUGAUUGUCAACCUAUCGCUGCUCACAUCAAGAAGGAGUUUGAUGAGAGAUAUGGAAGUGGUUGGCAAUGCGUGGUGGGAUCAAACUUUGGGUGUUUCUUCACACAUUCUAAAGGAACUUUCAUCUAUUUCCAUUUGGGAACCCUCAACUUCCUCAUCUUCAAAGGAGCCACUCUUUAGUUUCUUAAUAACACCCAUGUUUGUUUUUGUGUAGGAAGCUGGGUUAUUUUUUUGUUCUCUCUUUUCAUGUUUUUAAAAUUGAUAUGUUUUUCCAAUAAAUUGUGAGAUCAUAUGUAUCUGUAUAAUAUGAAUUUUGUGAUUAGUCAAGAAAAGUAUAAACAUAUUAAAACGA